AGAAAAAAAAAAAAGUUACAAUUAAAAACUGUAGCGUCCGAUCUUUAAUUGGUAUCACAAUUCUGAGAAACCCUCUGUAUCGGUAGCUCGAUCGCUUGAUUCUCUUUCAUUUCACGUAAGCUUUCGAAUCCUUCGUCGAUCCAUGUAUGGUUUGAUCCUGACAUUUCUGGAUUCUGAUCUGAUCUGAAGCUGUGUACCAUCUGAGUAUAAUUGAAUUCUCGUGAUCAUUACGUCUCUUUUGCCUUUUUUUUAUUGGCUUGACAAGCUGUGCAUUGCCUUCCCUUUGAUUAGUAAUUCAAAUCCUCUGUGUUUCCUUAUGCAGCAAGUUUUCGAUUUGAAUGAAGAAUUUACAUGAGUUGAUUAUGUUUCAGAUAAAUUUGCUGGAGGGGUUAGAGAAGGAGAGAUCCAAAAUGGCUGGAGCAUCAGAAGUUGUUGAAGCUGAUAAUGCAGAGGCAAUAAUCGCGAUGAUCGAAACCAAAUCGCAAAAGAUAGAGAGCUUACUCAAACAGUAUAACCCUAGAUUUUCUUUUGUUUUUUCUUACUUUUCUCAGAAGACCUUUAAUAGUUUACUUUGUUUGUCCAGUUACAAACAUAUCGAAGCUCUGAAAACAGCUCUCGAUGAUUCGCCUCCCAAAACUCUCGAUGAACGUUGCAAGUCAGCUAACUGGAUAGUUGUGCACAAAGUUAUCAUGGCGAUAAGGGAUAUCGACGGAAUGUUGAAUGCUCUUGGUGCCGAGUAUUACGACAUUCUCAUGAAGUACUUGUAUAGAGGCCUUUCGACUGGAGACGAAUCUACAUGCGACCAGUGUUUGAUGAUUCACGAGAAACUAACAGAGAGAGCUGGUCUCGGUUGCAUUCUCCGUUGUCUUAGUGAUACUACCAACACCGUUUAAACCACUAAGCUGAUCUUUUCAUGCUACUUUUAU
Messenger RNA from Camelina sativa (false flax), 926 nucleotides. The record is from RefSeq and is a predicted model, not a curated record. NCBI's taxonomy places the organism in Eukaryota, Viridiplantae, Streptophyta, Magnoliopsida, Brassicales, Brassicaceae.